This is a messenger RNA of Cinara cedri, 21520 nucleotides long. NCBI's taxonomy places the organism in Eukaryota, Metazoa, Arthropoda, Insecta, Hemiptera, Aphididae. The record is from the annotation of a GenBank genome assembly.
AGAAAACGUACUCACGCACGCACGCACGGACACGAUUUACACUAACACACACCCAUUGGCACACGUACUACUCGGCGGCGGAGGUGAUAUCGAAGAAAGAGAGAGAGAACUAACGGACCAACCACAACGGUUAAAUGAGAGAGAGAGAGCGAGUGAGAUAGAUAAAUAGAUACGAGAUACCCGUGACCGACCGACCGACGUGCAUCAGCCGCGACGGAGCACCAGCAUCAGGGAGCAGCAACUAACGGCGGCCGCCACGAGCACCAGUACCACGCACCAUCAGAGUACCUAACGACGAUAUUCGCCGAUAUCGUGUUGGUGCUUGCGUUUACCAAGACGACCGCGAUUCCUACAGUACGACGGCGCGAGUGUCCCGUCCUCGGCCCGUGUAUUGUGCGGCGGUGACAUUAUUAUAUCAUAAUGUGCGCGAGGACGACCUAGUUUCGCGAACCCCGUCGGUUAAACGACCGUUGUCGUCGCCCAGGUGACUGAUACCCGUACAACACCAAACAACAAUAAAUAAUAAUGCACGACGUACCUACGUAAUAUUGUUAUUAUAACACUACAAUAAAGGACUAUUCCAGCCAGUGUUCACAACAAGUCGGUGUUUCGUUAUUAUUUUUUACAUUUUUUUUUUUUCUUUUCGUCCAUUCGACUGGUUCGAUUUAUUCGUACUCCGGAAGCCCGUAAAAGACGUAAAAGACUACAACUACGAUCACCACGACGACGGCGGCGGUUAAAAUCGGUUCGUCGUCAUGUCCUGCGGACGCGGCCGCCGUUGUGGCUGUGUUGACGGCCGCGAGGACGACCGCACUUGUACAUCUUACGGUUUCGCGGCCGUCGCCGCUGUCAUGAUUACAAACACGACUAUGAAUCCUGCCAAGUGAUAAUGGUGUCCACCGAGUCUAGGCUGCAGAUUGCCGUAGCCUAGGUUGUACGUGGUGGUGCAGGUGCUUGACGUUGUCUAUUGUUAUUGUUGUUGUUUUUGUUAUUUGCUUGGUUUUAUUUUUUAUUUUUCCACCCGUUGUCCAUUAGCUCCUCUUACCACACUGUACCUCAUUCGCCGAAUGUUUGGUAUUUUUUUUUGUUUUUAAAAACCGUUUUUACCCUCAUCGCGUCUGUUUCAUCUAAAGUUCGUUUCCCCGGACGUUCGAAUCGCGUGUGAAGUGAUCCAACUACCUACACAAUGGCCGACUUAGAAGCCGUGUUGGCUGAUGUCAGCUACCUGAUGGCUAUGGAGAAGAGCAAGUGCACGCCAGCGGCCAGAGCCAGCAAGAAAAUUGUCUUGCCGGAUCCCAGGUAAUAAUAUUACAAAAAUACUUUCCUGUAUUGUGUGUAUUUGAUAUUUAUGAUCAUUCUGAUUAAUAUCAUCAAGUUGGUUAGAUUUCAUAGGUAUGAUUUAAUUGGCAGGCAAUUCCUAUGUAUUGCUCGAUCUGGUACUAUCUGAAUAUAUUAUAUUCUAUAAUCUGAAACUAUCAGACAAUGCAUACUAUAUAUUAUUUACUCUAGUAAAAGCAGUUGUUUGUUAAUUGUAAUGGAUACCGGUUAUAUUUUUAUUAGGUACGUAGUAUUUACCUAUAUACUCCCUGUAUAUUCCUACAUAUUUCAGACCCAAUCUUACUGGUUAACCUUACUAUAUAAAAUAGAAACUUCUUUUAUUAAGUGCAUUUGAAUUAAUACAAUUUUGAGAAAUUGAGAUACUUACUAUACUGAAAAGUUUCUUGUAUUAACAUAAAUAUAUUUUAGAGCAUCUAAAACAGGUAUAGUGUCUGAUGGUUACAUUAAUUCAAUUAAAAUGUCAAUGAUAUUAUCUACAUUCUUAUAAGUAACUGUAACUAUAUUUUAAAUUCAGAUUCAAUAACAAACAUCUGACGGCUUACUAUAUAAUUUAACCACAAAAUACUUGUUUUUUAGGUAUAGUAGGUAGCUAAAAUAGUUUUUUUUAUUGAAAAGUUAUUCUAAGAUUAUGUCCUGUUAAAUAAAAUUUAUAAUUUUAAAGAUAAUGUCUAGGGCAGGUAUUAUUUAUAUAUGUUUGUAUAUUUAUUCCUAUAGAGUUUGUACAGGUGUUAAAAUUAUGCAUUAAAGUACCUUAGAGCUCAGUCGAUUUGAUUUCAAUAGUAAAGUUAUGAAAUGCAAAUUGUCUUUUAUACCUGCUUUUAUAUUUAAAACCAGGUACCUACAUAAUUAUACGAAUAGCUGCAUACAUAAUUAACUGAAUCUGUCUAUAUAAAUCCUAUUAGCUUAAUAAUAAUAAUUUUACUUUUUUUUUAAAAUUACUUUAAAGCAGUUUUCAAGUUGCACAUAGUUAAAUAUUUAUAAUAAUCUGUAAUUUUCAAUUCAAAUUGUAUUCUGAAUGGAUUUUUUAAAAUCAAAUGUUAAGUAAAAUACCAUUCAGAUAUAAUUUGCUUAUCUACAUCCAACUAAUUACUCACUGAAUCUUUUUAUUAUUUUAAAAUUUUAGUAUUUUCAAAAAUCACCCUACAUCUUUAAUUUUAUCAUCAAAAAAAAACAACCAAAUUUUCAACUCUUUUCCUUCACUACUGUGGAUAUUAUUAUUUUUUUACCAAAAUAUUUCAACUGAUGCAAUUUUUUCAAACAUCAUACUUACAAUUAUUGUUUAGAAGAAAAGGGGUUUUAGAAUUUACAGUGAAAUUUUUUUACAAUAUUCAAAUGUCAUUUUAAUAAUAUUAGGGGAGUGGUCCCUGGAUCCCUCAGAUACGACCUUGUAUACAUAGUAAAAUAUUUGGUAUAAAAUGUCAAUUUACUUUUCAAAGUAAUAAUUUAUUUAUUCAAUUCCAUUAAUAAUGUAAAAGAUAAAAUAAUUAAUUUAAUGGACACUAUUUAAUACAAUUAUUUUUUCGCUAUGUUAAGUAUAUUUGUGUAAAAAUGUAAAUGUGUCCUAUAGUAUUUUAGAACAUAGCCGAUUUCAUCUCAAUAGUAAAGUUAUGAAAUGCAAUUGAUUCUUACAUUUUACCUUUAAUUUUAUCAGAAAAAAAAUAUUAUUUCUUUAUAUUUUAUUUAAUUAAUAAUCCAAUAAAGUUGUUUAUAAUUUUGGUACUCUAUGACAUUUUUUUUUUAAACAAAACUAAGGAAUAAUUACAGUAUGUUUGAGUUGGUAGUAAAUAAUCAAUUUACUGGUUUGAAAUGAUAAGUCAUUUCUUUGUUUUAUUAUUUUACUAGUAUAGCUUAUAUUUAUAUAAAAGAUAAAGUACACAGGUAAUUCAAUUUUAAAUGGACACUAUUUAAUGAAAUCAUUUUUUUCACUAUGUAAAGUAUAUUUGUGUAAAAAUGUAAGUGUGUCCUAUAGUAUUUUAGAACAUAGCCGAUUUCAUCUCAAUAGUAAAGUUAUGAAAUGCAAUUGAUUCUUACAUUUUAUUUUUGAUUUUAUCAGAAAAAAUAUAUUAUUAAUUAAUAUUUUAUUUAAUUAAUAAUAUAAUGAAGUUGUUUGUAGUUUCAUGUUGUAUGUUACCUAUCGCAAUUAUCUACCUACCAGUAAAUUAUUGCCUAUUGAAGAUCAAGAUUUAAAAAUUAUUGUGUUUUUCAUUAUAAUUUCAAAUUAUCAUAUAUGUUGGUUUUAUUUUAUUAGGUAAUUUGAUCAAUUUUUUUAUCAACACAUUUUUUUUUUCUAUGUAUAAAUUACAUGACAUAAAUAAAACAUAAUAUAAAAUUUAAAAAAAAAAACGAAAUAAUAAUAUUAUGAUUGCAAAAGUAGGAUGUAUAACAAUAUUUUAUAUUGCAUGACUGCUAUCUCUAUUGCCUUGUUUGCGGAUUUUAACUCUGUUAACUUGCAUUUGGUUGGACAGUUUUUACAGGUUAGGUGUGCCGUUAUCUGGACCUUUCCACAAUCAAAAUUUAUAUUUUCUAUCGCAACUAUUUAUCCCUAUAUUUUCAGGUUAUUUCUUGUAUGUCAAACUUCUGUACAUAGUAGAUGGUUUAGUCUCAUCAACCACCCAUUUGUUAUUGCGUUCUGGGGAUCAUUUCUUCUAGAACUUUUGCUUACUCUAUUCUUCCUAUAAUUUCAAUUUUUUAGUCUGUAGAUUGUUUUCUAAUUUCUUUGUACAUUUUAGGAAGAUUUGUAUUGGUUUUGUUGAAAUGUUGUGUUAUAUAUAAUAUAUUAGUUAUAUGUUUGAGUUAUAUUUAAUUUGCUCUACGCAUAUAAUGUCUAAUCCAGCAUAUUUCUUAUUUUUAAGAUUUAUUUAAUUUCACUACUCUAAGUUCAUUAAAAUAUCCUAUUUCUUCUGACUUUCCAUUUAAGAUAAGUUGGUGUGUAAUUUUGUAAUAUUAGGUCUAUAGGUAUUAAAAGCAUUUAAGUAUUCUGGUAAUAUUUAAAUUAAAAUAUUUGUAUCUAUAUUUUUAUAUUGAUUUUUAUCAUACUAUGUUAACUUAUCUAAUUUAUAUUAAAUACAAUUUUUUGUUCCUAGUGUCCGAAGUGUUAUGCAUAAAUACCUUGAGAAAAAAGAAGAAGUUAAUUUUGAUAAAAUCUUCAAUCAAGUUUUAGGUAAAUUAUAUAUAAAUAUUUAUUAUUAUACAUAGUAUUAAUUAUCAUUUAGUUCAAUAUUAUUAAUAUACACAUGUUGAUUCAAAUUUAUCUUACAGCCAUUUUAUUAAGUAAAUAUUUUUUAAUUUUUAAACUAAAUUAAAAAGUAAAAUAUCUUGUCAACGUUUUGAUGUAAAUUAAAUUUCAACACCUUAUUUAAACUGAUACUCCAUCCUUUUAUGAAAUGUUGAAUAAAGGUUUCUAUAAUUCCUAUUGAAUUUCAAAAGUUAAAAUGUCAAAAAACUUUUGUAUUAUACAUUUUUCUUUAUUUUGAAUAUUUACUUGAUAUUAUAAUGGCUAUAACAUACAUUUUGAAUUAGCUAGUAUAUGUCAACUUUUCAUACAACAUAAUAUAUAGGUAUUUUCAUAUUAAAUCAUUUUAAAUGAUGAUAUAAUUGAUAUGUGUAUUUAGGUUAUUUGCUAUUCAAAGAUUUCUGUGAACAUCUGCCAGAAGAUGAACAAAUACCUGAAAUCAAUUUUUACGAUGAGGUAAGUUCUCUGUAUAAUUUUAUUAUAAGUUAUUAUUACUAUCAUUAUCAUUAAUAAAUAUUUAUAUACUAACUAAUUGAUUAGUCACAAGAGAUGUUUAUUGAUGUUUUUAUGAUAUUAUUCAAAUUAGUUAUGUAUUUAUGUAAAUUUAAAAAAAUGAUUUAACAAAUAGUUUCCACUGUGGUUUUUUUUAUUUUUAUUAUUAACAGUAAUAUCAUAGGUACAUAACUAAUAUUUUAUUUUAGAUUCUAAACAUAUCGAGGGAGCUAUUGAUUUUACCAUGCUGUUUACUUUUGUUUUGUUCUUUAUUCUAGUCUGUGGACACUUUUUUUCCUUACUACGAUUUUUACGUGUAGAAACUUUUCCGAAAGCUCAAGUUGUCUAGAUUGUACUUUAAAGAGGUUAUUUUUAGAUUUUAGACGUCAUUUUUUUUAAAUAAAAGCACUCAAGAGGGAAAAAAUGUAGGAAAAUAUACAAUUUCACAAUUUUAUUAUUUUAUAAAAACACGGAGUACGUUUUCUGCCAGAAAAAUGAUUUAUCGAAAAAUCACAAGACACCUUUUUUGUUGUCUUUUUGAUUUACUUUCUUACACUAUCAUCAUAAAAACUUUUGAACCACUUUUGAGCUUUUAAGUAAUUUUAACUUUUGAGAGUUUUUUUGUUAUAAUUCGGUUAUAAAUAUAUAUAGAGACUUGAAACUUGGUAAUAAUACUUAUAUUAGACUUAUCUAGACGCGAUAAAAUUUCCGAAAUCAUUGGAUAACCUUUUAUUUUUAAAUAAGGGUUUUGAAAUCAAAUUUAAACAAAAAUCGCAAAAAAAAAAUAAAUACAGUACUUUAAAUUAUGUAUUACCGAACUGCGCAUGGAAUCAUCUUUCAUCAAGCAAUGGUUUAUCGUUGCUUACAGAUAUAAAUGAUAUAAUUUUAUGUAUUCUACCUUCUCAAUUGCUCACCUACAACAGUGUCUGCUCCCAUCCCUGAUACUGGUAUCAGCUCUUUUUUAAAUAUUUUACCUUAUAUCUAUACAUUAGUUUAAAAUUAUACCUAUGUAUUAUACUUACUGUUUAGAAAAUAAAUACAUUUUCAAAAAAAAAAUUUUUGAAAAUAAAUUAAUUGCAUUUAUUAUAAUGUAUACUUAAUGUUUAAAGAAAUGAGCUCUGUUUAAAAUGAACGAGUGAAAUUUUGAAAUAUGAUAAUGAUAGCCACAUUUUUCAACACUAAGUUUAAUCAGACAAAAUAGAAAUAUAAAAUAAUUAGGUACCAAUAUAUAUUGUUGGUCUAGAAAUAAUCACAUGGAUUAAGAAUUUGAUUAAUUUAUAUUUACCUACUACUAUUUUUAAAUAUGUAUGAUAAAACAUAUUAAAUGAUUUAUUUAUCUUAUAUAUUUUAUUGUUUAGGUAUAGUUUUUCGUUUUUCAUUCUAUUACAUUUUUUUUAUUCUCAGUAUAUCAUACAGUUAUCUAUUAUCAGUUGGCUAUUAUCUGAUCACAUUUUUUUUGGGAAACGGUUCAUGAUGUGUUAAUUAUUUCUAAAUCUCAUCUCUAUUUUUCCAAUCUUAUUUGAUUUUCUUCGAAUAAGUUUCUGGGUUAAUUUCUAGUUGAAUGUUCAAUAAUACUCACUUUUGAUUACUCUGCUCUUUUAAUAUAUAUUUAUUUGUAAUUAUAUGUUCUAAAAAUAUUCAUCCAAAUUAAAGUAUAGUAAUCUACUGUCUACAGGUUAAUUUAGAUUAUUUAAUAUUUUAAUAAUACAAGGAAAAUGUACAUUUCUAAUUAUAAAUUAUAAUAAUAGUUUGGACCAAUAUCUUACCUGACAUUCUUUUAUUUAUGAUAAUCUGAUGCAUUAUAUUAUAGAAAAAUGUUAGAAAUUACAGAGUUAAACAGAAAUCAUUGCCUAUGGCUUAUGCCAAAAAUUUCUAGUGUUUGUAUUUGAUCAAACUUUUUGGCAAACAAUGUUGAGAACAAUGUUUCCCUGUAUGUUUAUUAGAUGAAGAAAAAGAUUUACUUUAUACAACCUUGUCUGUGUUUAUUUUUUAAAAACCUCAAAUGUAAUGUGUAUUAUAUUUUUUUAUCUUUGAUACUUCUAAAUACCCUAAAUAUUUACAAUCUAUUAUUAUUUUAAACAAUACACAAAUGUGCUAGAGAGAAGUUUGCAUGUGACAUUUUUGAAAAAAGAAGCCACUCAUUAUUAGCGACACUAUUUUGAAUUUUUUGUAUUUACUUAUUGUCAAUAAAAUUUAUAUAUUUUUAAAACUAAAUUAAUUAUAUGAAUUUAGAUUUAGUUAUUUAGAAUAUGGCAAAACCACCCAUCCCAUUGGCGUUUUUUCCUUGAAUGUUAAAAUAAAAUAUAUUAUUUAAAUUUUCAUUAAAAUUAGAUAAGUCAUAAUAUAUUUGAUACAUUUUUAGAUUCUGAGGGGAGCGAAGAAGCUUAUGGUUUUAUCAAAAUGUUUACUUUUUUUUUUUUUUUUUUCUGUGGAUAACUUUUAUACUAGAAAUCUUGCUCCAAUUUUUUAGUUUAGCACCUUUUCUUAAAGAUGUGGAGAGGUUCUUUAGGAAGGUCAUUUUUAGAUUUUCUCUAUAGUUUUCCCAACAAAUGUAAAAACCUAAAAAAACCAGAAAAUUGGUACAUUUUAAAAAAAAAAAAGUAUAAUACCUAUUUAAUUAUUUUAUCAUAAUAUGACAUAUAUAUUGUUGACAAAGCAUCACUAUCAAUCGAACUCUGUUCAUAAUUGUUUUUUCAUUAGCAAUGGUUUAGCAUUGAAUACAUAUACAUUAAAUUACUUGUAAUAGUAGCUGCACCGUAUCCCUAGGAUGUCCUUUUUAAUACCAUUAUAAUAUGAACACUUUUGGUUAAUGUUCUUUGAAAAUUAAGUCUAUUGCACUGUCGUUUACAAUAUACAUAGGUAAUUUCAUGUAUAUCUGUUAGAAACGAUUAACCAUUGGUAACGAAAAAACGAUUCUGAGCGGAGUUCAGUUAAUAGUGAUGCUUUAUCAACAAUAUAUAUAUAUGUGUCAUAUUAUAGUAAAAUAAUUAAAUAGGCAUUAUAUAUUAUUUUUAAUAAUAUUUAUUUAAUGUACCGAUUUUACCAUUUUUCUUACAUUUUUUUAUGGUUUUCUCACGUUUUUUUUCUGAUUUUUCAUAUUUGUUGAGAAAACUCCUGAGUAAAUCGAAAAACUGCCUCUCUAAAGUACCUCACCAAAGAAAAUUUACUAUCAUUAAUAGUUCGAUCAAGUUCUCUGGUUUAAACUAUUCGCUACACUCAGAAUCUAAAACAAUUUUAGUGAUAAUGUAGUGAAACCUAAUGGACACCUAAUAGUGAACGGUUUUUUGGGAACAGGAACAUUUUGUCUACUUUUCAAUGGAGAAACCUUCAAAUAGCAAACACUAUUUUAAUCUUAACUAAAAAAUACUGACUGUAGUACGGUAUCAAAAACUAGAAAAAAAAAUUAAGAUAUUAAACGCCUAUGAAUAACUUAAAUUUAUUAGAUAUUUAAAUUAUCUAAAAAAAAGGCCAAUAUAAGUAUUCUGUAAAUAUCUCUGGUUUUUACAAAUACAUUAAUAAAAUUGAAAAAAAUGAAAUUUACCUUUUGUAAUUUUUUGAUUGGAGCUAAAGUUCUGGUAGAAAAGUCGUUAAAAGACAAGAAAAAUAUAUGUCCUAGGAUAAUGGGGACGUAUGCAAUUACUUUUGUAAGUGGAAAGUUAGGAUGUAUGUCUAUGUGCAACAAUAAACGAAAAUCCGAUUCUCAAUGGAGUUAGAUAGUUUUGCUUUGCCAACAUUAUGUAUACUUAUAUCAUAUUAUAGUAAAAUUAAUACAUAUGCAUUAAACUUUUUUUUUAAUAUUAAUAAUAUUUGUUUAUUUUUAUACCUAUUUUCACAUUUAUUUGGUAAAAUCCUAGAAAGAUCAAAAAAAAGAUCCUCCUAAAGUAUCUCCCCACUCAUAUUUUUUUUAAAAAAAGUGUUAUCAUUGUAAAUUGAAGCAAAAUUGCUGGUAGAAAAGUUGUUUACAGGGGGGAAAAGGCUGUUAUUUUUUUUACUAAUACCUACAUUUCGUAUAUUUUCCCGUUUGUUGGGGAAGAUCAAAAAGUUACUCCCCUAAAGUCACACUCCAGUCAGAUUCCUUUUCAAAAAAAGCGCUACACUUGUAAAUCGUAGUAAGUUUCCUGGUAGAAAAGUUGUUCACAAAUAAAAACAUUGUAAAACCAAUACAUUUAUCGAUCCACUCCUCAGAAUCUAAAAAAAAAGGAGGAAGGCAGUCUAAAAAUUCGUUAAUCAAGGCAGGUGCCAUGCGUCAAAUCUGACCCUUAUUAUUUAGGUAAUAUCUAUACAAAUAAAUAGAAUAAUUAAAUUCCAGAGGGGAAUAUUGUUUACGUUACACGAGAUGUUUUUGUUGUUAAAAAUUAUUAUUAUUACGUAGCUAUAUGAAAAUAUGAGAAAGAAAAACUGUUGUCGGUUAGAACAGGAGAAACGCGUUUACAUACCGCGGUAUGUACCUAACAGAGAAAAACAAAAUGAUGCAAUAUUAUUAUUAUGGUCGAGUUUAAUCCGUCGUAUACGUUUUUAUAAUCCCGGCCGCGUAUAAUACGUUUUCGAGCCGCCGCCGCGUUUAAAAGAUUGCCACCGUUAACAGCGACCAUUAUUCGGAGGGAUGACGUAUAAUAAUAUGACAAGACGACACAAAGCGAAACAAGCGGGGCGGUAUUUUAUAGCCGGUGUGUGUUAGAAACGCUGAAGUUUUUCAUUUACGAAAAUAGGGCGAGCUUUCUGGUCAAGUGAAACCAUUUCGAAACGGAUCCCUGUCAUCAUCUUCUCGUUCUUGUAUAUAACUUUAAUAAGUGACCUCUGUACGAUACACACACGCGCGUGCGCGCGCGCACACACACACACACACACACACACACACACACAGAGCCUAUGGUAGCCGGGACACGUUUGUAUAGAUAUUAUUCUCAACAACUACUCCGCCAACAUCCGUCUCUGUUGAGUUUAUUUUUCUUAUACAUAUAUGUUAUGUACAACGACGCCAACAUUGCUUGUUAUAAUAAUAUCUAUCUAAUGCACUCGUGCACUGCCUUUGUGAAAAAACUUAUUCAAAAUGCUUAAAAAAAAAAAAAAAAAAAACAUUAUCAACGUAUGCUGUGCAAGAGAAAACACGUUAUUAAUAAGUAAACGAUUUUUCUCUGUGUUUUGUAUUUUUUAAUAACGAAAUGGAAUUGUAAAGUAUGCAGGGUUUAUAAGUUUGUGUUUAUUUCUACCGCAUACUUGACCUUUUUAUAGGGUUUUUAACUUAUAAAUAAUUAAGCCUACUAAUAAUAUUAUUAUUAUUAAUACAUAUACAUAUAAUAAUUAAUACUUUUUACCAUUACAGCAAAUAAAAAUGUAAUUUAAUGUAAUGUAAUUUAAUGUAAUACAAUUUAAUGCAAUUCAAUAUUAUAAACUAAAAUAGUAUACUAUACCUUACAAGUUUAAGGUUUUUUUUUUUUAAAAAAACUAAAAGUUUAUUGACAGUUGUACACUAAUCCUGUAGUUUACAGUGAUGUUAUCGAUUUGGCUAGAGGAUUUUCUUGGCAUUAUAAUUUAUUAUUAUAUCAACAUGAUGAAUGAAUGUGCUAUUCGUGGAUAAUUAAUAUUAGGUACUUUCUUUUGGUUUAAUAAUUAAUGUUUUUAUUGAAUUUUUUUAUCCUUUAAUAUAUAUUUAUUUUAUUUUAUUUUACAUUGAGUAUUUUGGUAAUUUAGAAUGAUAUUCAUUUUUUUUUUUUUUUUUGUGAACUACCAGACAUUUUCCUCCGAUUUUUUAAUUGUAGCACUUUUUUAAAAGAAAAUCUUAUUGGGGUACUGUGGAAAUGUAAUUUUUUGAUUUUCCCAAGAAUUUUAUAAUAAAUAGGAAAAAAUGUGGACAAUUUACUAAAUUUAAUAUAUUUGAAUCGUAAAUAUUACAGCCUUUCAGAACAUGUAUAAUCGAAUUCCGUUAUGAAUCAUUUUUCUUGAACAAUGGUUAAUUAUUGUGUUAUACAUUGAAUUUUUCCUCUAUCUUCCCAACUUAUUGUGUUAAGUAUGUUUGUUUGUUUUUUACUUUAUUUCACUAUUUUCCUCGGUUUUUUUUUCAAAUUAAAUGAAAUUUUGCCCUUAUAUUGUGGUCGUUAUGGUUUUUAGAAAUUACUUAUCAAUAAUAAAUAUUAAUGAUAGUGUUUUUUUUUUUUUUUUUGUGUAUAAGCAUUAAGCAUAGAUACUCGUACAAGGCGAUCAAUUUAAAUAGGUACACUCAAUAUUGACUAUAUAUGCUAUAUAUGACUAUAUAUACUAAUAUAAGUAUUGACUUUUCUAAAAAAAAUUCCAUUUGACAAUUUAAGAAACAAGCAGCUCUAAAAUGUUACAUUUAUAUUAUUUUUUGUCACCUUUAAUUUUGGAAAUUAAAAGACUCAAUAACUUCAAUUUUAAAAUAGCAACUUAUAUUGAAAAUUCCGUAAAUAAAUAUUAGAGUGUUAGUUAAAAUAGAUUUUGGUGUUGAUAUCUUUGUUUUCCAUCAAACCAUUGACAAGAGGAGAUUAGUAGAGCAGUAUUAAAAUGUCACUCGCCACCCAAAUUGUGGUCCACUAAUCUUGCCCUACCUAAACUUAAAAGUGGAAUAUCUUUGUCGACAAGUUGAUGGAAAUUAAAAAUGGUAAUUCCAAAAUUUAUUUGAACUUAAGGUGUUUUCACAGCUCACUGUGAAACGAGAUAAUUUACAAUUUAUUCACUACGAUUAAUACAAUUUAAAAUAGUUGAACUAGUAUCAUUAAAUCAUGGUGAACACAUGGUCUGACUUGGAUUGAACUCAACUAUCUGGUAUAAGCAAUAUAGGGAAGGUAUUAAAAUCAAAAAUAAUAGUUGACCACUGGUUAACCACUACAUAAUAGUCACAUGGUUCAACCAAUCACAGUCCUAGAAUAUUUCAUGUUUCACGGUAAGCUUUGAAGGCACCUUAAUACUUGAAAUUUUCAAUAUAGAUUACUAUUUUAAAAUCAAAAUUAGGUAGCUGUUUCAACUCCAAAAAUAAGGGUUACAAAAUUAUUAUCAACUUAAGAGCUGAUUUUUUCUUAAAUUGUCAAAAAAAUCAAUACUAUCCAAAAUAAUGGCUGUACCCACUUAAAUGGAUUACCAUCUACAUUGUAAAAAUUUAAAAUUAAAUUAUUAUAAGUAUGAAUUUUUUCAUUGGAAAUCAAGCAUCAUUCAAUUUUAAUGCAGUACGUAUCUAAAAAUCAAGACAGAGUUUAUUUGUUAAAAGAAUAAUAUUUGUUUUAUUUGUUUAUCCUUUUAUAAUAAUUUGUAAUAAAUUGAUUAUUUAUUUAAGUAUCAUGUAGUUUGUUAAAAACAUGUAAAAAAAAGAUGGACAUACUUCGCAGCACGCAGGCAGGCCAUUUUUAUGUUGUAGGUGAGAAGUUGGGAAGGUAGAAGGGAAAUAUUAAAUUUAUAUCUGUAUGCCACGAUUAACCAUUGCUAACGAAAAAACGAUUUUGAGAGAAGCUUGAUUGAUAGUGUUACUUUGUCAACAAUACAUAUGUCAUAUUAUGGUAAAAUAAUUUCAUUUGCAUUAUAUAUUUGUUUAAUAUUUUACCUUUUUUCUCGGGUUGUCUAAUUUAUUGGGAAAAUCAAAAAAUGACCUCCCUAAAAUAAAAUUAAAAUAAACAACAUUGUUAAACCAAUAUAUUCCUAACUUCAAUCAAAAUCUAUAAGAAAAUUUUAGUAAAAUAACUAUGUGUAUUGUGCAUUGUAAACCACCGUAGCUGUAUUUAAGGGGUAUUUAGAUAUCCGACAAUAAUGAAUCAAUCAUAUCCUAUAAGAACUAAUUGGUCAUAAAUUAUUCUAAUUAGGACUAAGGAUUUCAUAACCUUAAAAUUAUCAAAAUAUGUAUGCAUUGCAUUAUAUAACACUAAAAAAAUGGAGAAUAUGCUGUUAAAAUAUGUACUUAUAAAAAAUGAUAUUUAAUACCUAGAUAAUACUUAUAGAAAUUAUAAAAAAUACAUAUAGUUACAAAUAGUUAUUUUUAUUUUCUCAACUUUGUUUCAUUGUUUUCUUGAUUUUUAUUAAUUUUAGUGAGCUUUAGUCUUAAACAAAAAAAGUAGAAUAUUUUUUUCAAAUAACAAUUUUUAAAUUGGGUAUGAUUAUUUAAUUUUUGAAAUUACUAUCGACUUCAUUACCCAUAGCAUUGCAUUAAACUAUUAGAUUUUUUUCUUAAAUUGGAUAAUUUGAAUGAUCUUUUAUCAACCAAAAUAUUUUUGUAUUUUGAAAAGGAACGUUCUGCAUUUACAGAAGUUAUUGGUGCAAAUUUUAAAAUUAGUAUAUUACCUCUACAUAUAUCUGCAAGCAAUGCAUCCAUUCAUUUUGACCAUAUAAAAUGUUUGGUAUAUUUUUUAGUUGAUCAAAUCCAACAUUUUUCUCUAUUACUUUAUUAAUUUUAUCAUCAAUAGCUUUAGGUUGUACAGAUCCUCCUGAUUAUGACUUGCAAUAUAUGACAUAUUUAAAUCAAAAACAAAUAAGAAUUUUUUUGUUAAUAAAAAAUAUAUUGCCUCGUUAGAACAAAAGAGUAUGAUUGUUUUAUGGUAUUUUCUUUUUCUAAAGAUAGGGCAAUUCUACUUAUCUAAAAUUAAUAUAAACAUUUUUAUUGUUAUAAGUAGUCUUAACUUAUUAUCCAACAUAUUCACCAUUUGAACUGAAUAAAAUCAAAAAUAAUUUAUUUUACUUAUUUAACUUAAUUUAAUUAACAAUAUUAUACUUUAAAAAAUAAUUAUAUAGUAAUUUUGUUUUUUAAUGUUGUGAAUCACAUUGUUAAUAAAAUAAUAUAUUUUUUUUUCUUAACAAUAAACAUUGAAAUUAUUGUCUAAAAAGUAUAAAUAAUUUCAUUAAUUUUUUUUUUCAGUUUUGAUGAUAUAAAUUACAUAUUUAUUUAUAAACUAUUAAUUUAUGUUUUAAUACAAUAAAAGUCAAUGGAAAAUAGUUCAUAGUUUCAAAUCAUUGUUAUUUGUUAUUAUGAAAAUUGCCCAGGUCUGCGAUGUAUGCAGUAUACAAAAUAUAAAGAUAGUUGUCUAGGUAAUCAUUCUCAUCAAAGUACUGUUACCAUCUGUUUAAUAAUCAUAUUUACCCAAACCAAAUUUGCACCAUGUAUUGUAUCCGUAUUACUAUAAAAUAAAGAUUGACUCGAUUACAAUUAACAAUGUAUCAUAAUAAUCACCUUUUAUCUAAUUUGAAUUAACAUUAACUUGUUAUAUAGAGUUAAAAUAGCUUACUCAUAAUAUAAUUAAUAAUAUUACAUUAUUAUUUGUAAUGGUGUUUUAAGCAAUUUAAAAUUAUAAUAAUAGAAUGAAACCUUUCAUAGUACAAAUCAAUCACUAUUUUUAAAUAAAGAAAUACGUUAUUAAUACAUUAUUGUAAUUUUGGGUUUGUUUCUAUACCGAGUUAUUAAAUAAAUUAAUAAUUAUGACACUUGUGCAUUUUAUAUUUGUAUACAUACAUUUGCUAAUAAAAUUAUUUUGUUUAAUUUAAUUUAUUGUGUUUCAGAUAAAAAGGUAUGAAAAAUUAGAAUCAGUUGAUGAGAGAAGAAAAUUAGCUAGAGAUAUCUAUGAUAAUUAUAUUAUGAAAGAACUUUUAUCACAUACUCAUGUAAGUUAUCAAUAUUUCACCAAGAAAAUGUAUUACCAAUACAGUUAAUUUAUACCUAAAUAUUUUUUUUAAUUAAACAAAAAAUAUAUUUAAAUUCAGUCUUUCUAAUUGUUGAAUUAUAUUAUUUUUUUAGAAUUAUCCUAAAGAUGCAGUCGCUCAUGUUCAAAAAUAUUUGAUGAAAAAUGAAGUGCCUGUUAAUUUAUUUGAAGUAAAUAAUACUUUUUAUUGAAAUAUAUUUGUGUUCUAACUUUUUAACUAUCAAUUUUCAGCCUUACAUUAAAGUAAUAUUUAACCACCUCCGAGAAGAACCUUUUAAAAAAUUUCUGGAGAGGUAUAUAAUUUUAUUCAUAAUUAUUUGUAUUUACAUUAUAUCUAUAGUAAAAUUAAUUAUAUAAAUUUUUUAUCAGUGAUAAAUAUACAAGGUUUUGUCAAUGGAAAAACCUAGAGCUUAAUAUUUCGGUGAGCCAUUCAGUAAAGUAAUUAUUUUAUUUAAUAAUACACCGAAAAAAAAUUGUUUUUUUUCAGCUUACCAUGAAUGAUUUUAGUGUUCAUCGUAUAAUUGGUAGAGGUGGUUUUGGUGAAGUAUAUGGUUGUCGAAAAGCUGAUACAGGCAAGAUGUAUGCAAUGAAAUGUCUUGAUAAAAAGCGAAUAAAAAUGAAACAAGGAGAAACACUUGCCCUAAAUGAACGUAUUAUGUUGUCUCUAGUCAGUACAGGGGUAAUGAAUAUUGUCUUAUUAAUUGAAUAAAGAUGAGGUGCUAAUAUAUAGUAUGCGGUCUACUUAAAAUUUAUCAAAAAUUAAAUUUUGCAACUGUCAACGGCAGUUAAAACAUCAUGGUCAUAUUCAACAAAAAUUAUGGACAUUUCAAGUUUUGUGUUAUGCGUGUAUAAUAAAUAACUUGAAACUUGUUGCAUUACUUUUAAAUUGUGUCACAUUGUAUAUAGUGAUAGAGAUGCCUGACUUAAUUGGCUAGUAGUAGAUAGUAAAUUCCUACACUGACCUGUUAGAGAAUUUCUGUACUGUUUCCAUAAAUGGUUGUAACAAAAAGAAUGUUGUAAAAUCUGUAGACAACAAACUGAUAAUAUUAUUAUGUAGUCUAUACUACAUAGUACUAAUGCAGUUUAACAUAUUAAUGACUUAUCUGACCAUUUGUUUUAUGGCAGGAAGAUUUCAGUAAUCAGGUAGACCGCAUCUUAUAUUAUCAUCAAAUAAAGCAUACUAUAUAAUUAGUAUUAUAAUUAUUUCAAUAAUUUAUUGUAAUACUAAUUUUAAAGGUGGAUUGUCCUUUUAUUGUUUGCAUGACAUAUGCAUUUCAUACACCAGAUAAACUUUGUUUCAUACUAGACCUGAUGCAUGGUGGUGAUUUGCAUUAUCAUUUAGCACAACAUGGUGUAUUCAAUGAACUUGAUAUGAAGUUUUAUGCAGCUGAAGUAAUUUUAGGUGAAUAUAAUAAUAAUAAACAAGAAAAUAAUUUAUUAAUGAUAUAUGAAUAUAUUAAUUAAAAUAAUAUUUUCUAUGAUUAGGUUUGGAACAUAUGCACCGAAGGUUUAUUGUUUACAGGGAUUUAAAACCAGCUAACAUACUAUUAGAUGAAUAUGGACAUGUACGAAUAUCUGAUUUAGGAUUGGCAUGUGAUUUUUCUAAAAAGAAACCACAUGCUAGUGUGUAAGUAAAACAAAAUUGAAUGCUUGUGAUUUACAUUUAAAUUUAUACUUUAUGUUUAGGGGAACGCAUGGUUAUAUGGCACCAGAAGUUUUAUCAAAAGGAACCGCUUAUGACUCAAGUGCAGAUUGGUUUUCUUUUGGUUGUAUGCUAUACAAACUACUUAAGGGUCACAGUCCCUUUAGACAACACAAAACCAAGGAUAAACACGAGAUUGAUCGAAUGACACUAACAAUGGUAUAUUUUCAACUGAAACAAUUUUAUAUUUUUAAAUUAAUAUUGUUAAAUAAUUUAUAUGUUUAUUUAUUUAAAUUUAAAUUUGAAUAAUUUAAAUUGUAAAUAUACAUUAACAUAUAAAAUAUUUAAAAAAUUAUUACAUUUAUUAAUUUAUCAAUUACUAUUUUAUAAUAAAAAAUAUGUAUUUGUUAAUUUUGUUAAUUCAAAUUAACAAAGCAGUUUGUGUUCCAGAAUGUAGAACUUCCAGAUUCUUUUUCCAAAAGUUUAAAAGAUCUUUUAGAAGGUCUUUUACAACGUGAUAUAAAUGAAAGAAUUGGUUGCCGAGGAAGGGGGUAAGAUUAUUAUUAUUUUUUUGCAAUGUAUACAGUUGUAAUGAAAAUAGACUCCAAUGCAAAUAAGUGUAACACAAUGUCUAACAAGUUUUGUUUAUUUUAAAUGCCUAUUUCAUGAUAAGUUCUUAGUUUUUACUAGAUUUUGAAAAUGUAUAGUAUUAAAAUUUAAUUAAAUAAAUGCAACAUCUCUAAACCUUACUUUUGAGACGGUAGAUAGAUUCCAUUUGUAGGACAAAUCAUAUUCUUAUUUUAUUUGUUAAACUGAAUCUCUGUUUAUCAUCGCAAAGAUUUUAUCACAUGUAUCCUUACCAUUUCGUGGCCUGGAAAGGGGUCUUAGUGAAUAUUUACUAAUUUCAAAAUUAUUAGCUAAGAUGCUGUAAAAGUUUAUAAAAGAAAAAUUACCAUGUUAUCUCUAAAUUACCUUAAACUUUUUGUGAACAGUCUCCCACACCUAGCCUGCCACCAAUUUCUAGUCCUAUAUAUCUUAGUCCAUGAUUUUACUUAUGGAUACUAUUAUUGUUUGUGAGGCAUGGAUCUAUGUCAAUGAUAUAAUUAAAUAAUUAGUUUUAUUAUUAAUCAUAUAGAUCAGAUGAAUUAAAAAAUCAUCCAUUUUUCGCGGGACUUGACUGGCAACAAGUUUAUUUACAAAAAUAUACACCACCUCUUAUACCUCCAAGAGGAGAAGUUAAUGCUGCUGAUGCAUUUGAUAUAGGUUCAUUUGAUGAAGAAGAUACUAAAGGCAUUAAAGUAAAUUAAUAUUUUAAAGUUCAUUAUAGUUUAAACAUAUAUCAUAAUUUAUAUUGUUUAUUUAUGAAUAAUGAUAAAAACAGUUAACUGAUGCUGAUCAAGAACUGUACAAAAACUUUUCUAUAACAAUAUCUGAAAGAUGGCAAAAUGAAGUUGCUGAAACAGUAUUUGAAACAGUAAAUGCAGAGGCUGAUAAAGCUGAUCAAAAAAGAAAGUCAAGACAAAAGAAAUUUAAUGAACACAAUGAAGAAGGUAUUUUAAUAAAAAUGAACAAAUAUGUUAUUAUUUAACUAAUAUUAUUUUUGUUAUCUUCAUUUUGUUUUUAUUUUUAGAAUCUGACUGUAUACUUCAUGGUUAUAUUAAAAAAUUAGGAGGACCAUUUGCAUCUGCGUGGCAAACGAGGUACGCUAAAUUAUAUCCUAAUCGGUUGGAACUGCAUUCUGAUUCGGGUUCAGUAAAAACUGAAGUAAUUACAUUAGAUCAAGUAUUAGAAGUCAGUCCCGAAUUAGUGAUUGUUAAAAAUGAACAGUGUAUCGUGUUACGCAUGAAAGAUGGAAAGGAUGGAAAACUAGUUCUCACCAAUAGUGUAAGUGGCAUUAAAUUAUUUAUAUUUAGUAAAUUAAAAUUUGUUGUUACAAAAAUGUAGUGUUUAAGGUAUUAACCAAGGCUCUCGACUAUUCAAUUAAAAUCCAUUGAAAAAAAAAAAAAAGAAAUAUGGUAUAAUGAUUUUAACUAUUCUCCCUUUAAUUUAUAAAAAUACAAUUUCCUAAAAUUACAAAAAUGAUUAAUAAUACAGAGUAAUUUUUUGACUUUAAAAUUAUGUGUUGUACUUAUUAAUUAUAUAAAUAAAAAAAUACCUCAUGUUAAUCAUUUUUGUAGUGUUAGAGUUGUUAUAGAGAAUAUUUAAAACCAUUUUUCUUCUUUUGAUGUUUUUAAGCACUUAUUGUGAAUUUUAAGUGCAUAAAGUCCCAAACCCUGCUAAUAAACUAUACAGUCUAAUGAUUUGUUAACAAAAUUCUAUUUUCACCGCAUUCAUUUGUUAUGGUAUAAUUUGUAAUAUAGUAAUCAAGUUUACAAUAGUAAACCAUAAAUUACAUUUAUAGGAUGAAAUUGGUUUAAAAGAGUGGGCACUGUCAUUGCGCUCUACCCAUAAAUCUACACAUGAUCUGUUAAGAAAAUUAAAAAAACCAGGAAAAAUGUUCAUACAAGAAGAAGCUGAAACUCCGACAUCUACCACAAACACCAAUGGCAAUUAAUUACAUAUAAGGUAUUAGGUUAAAUAAAUCUCUUAAUGAAUCUCAAUGCUUCUUUUUUAUUUAAAGAAAAGGUUCUGAUAUAUAUCCCUUCCUUCUCGGUAAUUAUAUUUUGUUGACUUUAAACUCAACCAUGGUUUUAUUGACUAAGGUUAGUGUAACACUACUUUAUAGGACUAUGGUGUUUCAAUAUUUCUUGUUAUUGUAUAGAGAAAAAUAAUAGUGUAGGUGAUGAAUGUAAUAAAAUACUAUUUUUUAUACAUUUUAUAAUUUUUUAGUACAAUUUUUUUUAAUACGUUUUUGUGCAUUGUGUCACCAUAAAAAAAAAUCACUACUUAUAGUGUUUCUGAUAUUUGGUGCCAUAAAAAUCUAUAAUCUCGAGCGUACAACCAUAUAUAGUAUUUUCUAUUGUAAAUACAUAUUUUUUUCAUUUUCUUAAUCACACAAGUACAUUUUUGAGCCAAAUAAUGUGAAUUUAUACAAUGGGUUGUUUAUGAUUGUAUAUCUCUGUAUACCAAUUUUAAAAGGACAAAAAAAAAUGUAUAUGCAAUACUAUAUUUUUUCGUUUUAAAGUUAAAUGUUGUCAUUACUGCUAUCAUAUUAUGUUUAAAUAUAUUAUCUUGUUAUGUUAUUUAUUAAGACUAAAAUAUUCUAAAAUGGUUUUUAGUUGGUUUAAAAAAGUAUACAUUUUCUUUGAAAAUAAAUUUAAUAAAUUAUUUUAUACUAGUUGUGAUGGUAGACGAUGUGCAAUUCUUUAAAAUCAAGAGAGGGGAGCUUUAUACCAAAUGUUAUGUAGAUUAAAUUGAAGAUAAUUAAAUUGUAUGUUGUAAAUUAACAACAUUAAUGAAACUUCAGAUAUAAAUAUUAUCUGUAUUAGAGAAACCUAAUCAGUUCUAGCUAAAUUUGCAGAGUAGAUAAAUGAGUAAGCAUUUUUUUUUUUUAUAUAUAUAAAUUAUCAUUGUAUGAUUUAUUUUAAAUAAAAACUUGUCAAUUCAAUCUCUUCUAAUUUGCAACUAAAAUAUAAAUUCUAUUAGGUUCAUAGUAAAAAUGUGUCAGUAUCUUUUUAAUGCAUUUUGGCUGAAUUAACAUCAUGUCUAGUCGGCAAAUAAUGUGUAAUAAAUUAAUUAAAUUAUGGUAACUUUAUCAACAUGUAUCCAUAACUAAUUUGGAAUACAACUUAGUGGUUUUACUAUAAAGUAUAUCCACUUUUUGACUUUAUUGAAGUCAUUCAAUUGUAUUUUUAACAAGACUGAUAAUUUCGAUGUGUUUAAAUGCAAAAAAAAAAAUAUAUAUAUAUAUUUGUAUAAUUUUCAUCAAUAUUUUGAUCUCUGUCGAAAUUUUAAGAUUUGUCAUUGUGUUGCACUACAUCUAAGCUACAUAAAUAACAUAAGAUGUAUAGAAUGAAAAUAUUGUAUUACUUCAAAGUAGGCCUUAUCAAUUAAAUUAAUUGUCUAUAUAAAUAUCUUAUGCCAACUAAUUUUUUUUUUCUUAUCUCGACAAUCAAAAAAAAUAAUAUUAUAUAUAUAUAUAUAGAACAUACAUACACACAUUAAUAAAAUAUAAUAUAUUAUCUAUUACAAUGUAUAGUGGACAACAAAACAUGUAAAUACAUUUAACUAUAAAUUGUCCGCAUCAUAUGAUUAAUAACAAUGUUUGUAAAUAUCGUAUUAUAAUAUAUCCUAGUCUAGAAGAGUAGGUAAUUUACCAAUUUAAAUAACAAUAAUAAUAUAUUGAUUUAACAUUAUAAAAUACAUUUAUAUAGGUCCAAAAUAAAUUUAAUGUGAAAUGAUAAUAUGCUUUACCUUACUGUUUAUUAGAUGACUAUUGUUUUAAUUAUUAUUAUUAUUAUUAUUAUUAUUAUUAAUCACCUUUAGACACACUAUACAUCGUUUGUCAUCACCUCAAUAAUAAUCUCAAUACAAUAUUUUAAUUAUAAAGAAAUGGAAAUAAUAUAUUAUAUUUAUUUAUUAUAAAUGAUUUAAUCAUUAUGAGUUAAACCUUAUCCAAAACUGCUGUUUAUGGUUAUUUGAUUUUAAUUAAUUAAUAAAAAGUAUUAUUUUUAUUGUUAAUUCAUUUAAAUUUUUUAUAUCUUUUGUUACUUUAUUUAUUAUUAUUAUUAAUUUUUUUUGUUUUACCUAUAUAUUAUUUAUUCAUUUUAUUAUUUAACCUAGUCUUUAAAACUGUGAAUGUCAUUACAAUUUGUACAGUUUUAAUUAGUGUUGCAAUCCCAUUGUGUAAUAAAUUAUAUGUAACUAACAUGUUUUAUUAAUUUAAUGAACAUUGCAAUUUUUAUAUAUAACUAUAUUUAUAUAUAAAUUUGUUAUAUAUGAUUUAUUUAGGUGAGAUUGCUUUUAUAUGAGGUCAUUAAGAUUGUAUGAAAGUAUAGUUUAGAAUUAUAAUGUAAAAAAAUUAUAUAAUUCGGUUAGCCAAUUAUUUAUAAUUAAUAUUGUUUAGUUAUAAUAAUAAAAAAAAAAACAAACAAUAAAUGUAUUGAAAUGUAAUGCAAUAAAUCCCGUUCAAUGUACACACAUUUAAUUAGUUCGUUUUUAUCUUAGUAUAUUUUUUUAAAACCUUGUUUAAUCCUUUGCUUUACAACAGCUGUCUGACGUUAUGGGCAAUGUAUUUUAUUUAAUUAG